This is a messenger RNA of Cladophialophora bantiana CBS 173.52, 399 nucleotides long. RefSeq lists its product as uncharacterized. Bases 1 to 399 code for a protein of 132 amino acids. The transcript has 3 exons. The record is from RefSeq and is a predicted model, not a curated record. NCBI's taxonomy places the organism in Eukaryota, Fungi, Ascomycota, Eurotiomycetes, Chaetothyriales, Herpotrichiellaceae.
AUGAGAGAAGGCCGGCUGGGAGGAGCGUUCUGGACUGUCUGGGCCCCCUGUUACGACGUGAUCGACGAAGACCCUGGGCUCGACUUCAACACCCCCACGAAUCACCUGCGAGACUCCCUCGAGAUGCUCGACAUUAUCCAGAACAUGAUCGCCUGGCAUCCCGAGAAUCUACAUAAAUAUCCAAACUUAGUUGCCGAGCUUCUCUCCCGAGGUUGGACGCCGGAAGAGAUGCGUGGUGUUUUGGGAGGCAAUCUCAAGGAUCGAUUGCCCUCAUCUGCCAUCUGGGAGAAGAGAAAGGACCUGCACUCGACGCGAUGGGGUGGAGGCGUCCAAGUAUACUGGCCGAAAGACGUCAAGGAGGCAGCGGAGAGGAUUAUGAUACGACAUGAUGAGCUGUAA